Messenger RNA from Lathyrus oleraceus (garden pea), 926 nucleotides. Its product is annotated as outer envelope pore protein 16, chloroplastic-like. Gene Ontology annotation, biological process: protein import into chloroplast stroma. The transcript has 6 exons. Gene Ontology annotation, cellular component: chloroplast outer membrane. The coding region runs from base 343 to 783 and encodes 146 amino acids. The record is from RefSeq and is a predicted model, not a curated record. Gene Ontology annotation, molecular function: amino acid transmembrane transporter activity. Lineage: Eukaryota; Viridiplantae; Streptophyta; Magnoliopsida; Fabales; Fabaceae.
AAUUUUAGCUAGUAUAUUUGUGUUUUCAAGCCAGUAAACAAUGCCGACAUCGAAGUAUUACGUACAAACAAUGCCGACAUCAAAGCAUGCCAAGAGUGAGAGGUGGAUAUCAAAUCUUCUAUCUUUGCAUGGGCCCCUCUUCCAUAACAGGUGGAGUUCACAAAAGCUAUCACCGUUUAUUAACCUCCAUUAGUGGUACUAUUUAAGAAUGUGCUACGUAGUGUAUGAUAUAUUACUUUUCUCUACUUUAAAUCACAUCCAUAAUAGUGGACAACCUCUUACUCUAUACUACCUUCCCUAAGAUCCUAACUCUCAAAGUUGGAAACUAAACAAGUGUGAAACAUGCCUAGUGGUAGCAUUUCAGGGUCACUGUCUUCUCCCAAGGUGGAUGUGGUUAUUGACACUGGCAAUCCAUUCCUUAACCUCACUGUUGAUGGUUUUUUGAAGAUUGGAGCUGUUGCAGUUACAAGAUCAGUUGCAGAGGAUACCUAUAACAUUCUUCGAAAGGGAAGCAUCUCAAGUAAUGAUUUUGAGAAAACUCUGAAGAAGUUGUGUAAGGAAGGUGCAUACUGGGGAACUAUAGCCGGAGUGUAUGUUGGAAUGCAAUAUGGUUCAGAGAGGAUCCUUGGCACCAGGGACUGGAAGAAUGCCAUGGUCGGAGGUGCAGUGACAGGGGCUUUGGCAUCUGCAGUCAGCAACAACAAAGCAGACAAGAUUGCAAUAGAUGCCAUUACAGGGGCUGCAAUUGCGACAGCUGCAGAAUUCAUAAAUUACCUUACCUGAAUGAACAAUACUCGAUAUGUUGUUACAUUUAGUCUCCUUUGUCUUUGUCUUACUGGUUAUGUAAUAAACUACUCUUAACUUCUUUUGUCAAUGACAUUUUCACUGUUCAGCAAAUAAAUGGGUUAUGGUUCAAAUUUAAAACA